UGGCGCGGCCGCAGGGGCGGGCGUUUUGGGGUGUCUAGGGCCGCUUGGUAUGAUCUGAGGCUCCCGGAGGCUGCCCUGGGGCUGGGGCAACGGGAGCGGGAAGCCGCGAGAGGAGGCCGGUCCGAGGCUCGCCAGCUGCGUCCGGGGGUGACCCCGAUUCUGGAUCGGGGUCGGGGGUGCGCGGGGCCCGUGCUGGUCCUCCUCUCAGGACGCCGUUCCGCCCAGAGUCCGAUGGCGGCGGCCGCGCGGAGGGGCCCGGCUCCGGGCUGUGUGACCUUUGAGGACGUGGCUGUCCGCUUCUCCUGGGAAGAGUGGGGUCUCCUUGAUGAAGCCCAGAGACUCCUGUACCGUGAUGUAAUGCUGGAGAACUUUGCACUGAUGGCCUCUCUAGGACUCGCGUCUUCCAGGACUCAUGAAAUUACCCAGUUGGAGUGGUGGAGACAGCCCUCCUUGCCUCCCCGUGGAGUCAUGACUGCAGCCAUGCCAAGAGGUUUGUGGCGUAGAGCAGAGGUCGAGGAAGCGCCUUCUGGGCAGAGUGUUUAUGUAGAAGGAGUGUUCAGAGCAAAACUUCAACAGCAGAAGCUGCACUGUGGAGAGAGAUCUUUAAGGAGAGAAGAGGGCGGGGAGGGUGGGAAGGACUUCCCAGUUAGUGCUGGUUUUCUUAACCAUCAGGUGACCCACAGUGGAGGGAAGCCACAUAGGAGCACCGAAGGUGGGGAGGCCUUCCAGCCUGGAAAAAGGCAUUACGAAUGCAGUGAAUGUGGGAAAGCCUUUGGUCAGAAAUACUUACUUGUUCAGCACCAGAGACUACAUACUGGAGAAAAGCCUUAUGAGUGCAGUGAAUGCGGGAAGUUAUUUAGCCAUAAAUCAAACCUUUUUAUACACCAAAUAGUUCACACUGGAGAAAGGCCUUACGGGUGUAGGGAGUGUGGAAAAUCUUUUAGCCGCAAUGCCGACCUCAUUCAACACCAGAGAGUCCACACUGGAGAAAAGCCUUUUACAUGCAGUGAAUGUGGAAAAGCUUUCAGGCAUAAUUCCACGCUGGUUCAGCAUCACAGGAUCCACACUGGAGUGAGGCCUUAUGAGUGCAGCCAAUGUGGGAAAUUCUUUAGCUUUAACUCAAGCCUCAUGAAACACCAGAGAGUUCACACUGGAGAAAGACCUUAUAAGUGCAGUGAAUGUGGGAAAUUCUAUAGCCACAAGUCAAGCCUUAUUAAUCACUGGAGGGUUCACACUGGAGAAAGGCCUUACGAGUGCAGCGAAUGUGGGAAAUUUUUUAGCCAAAGCUCUAGCCUCAUGCAACAUCGAAAAGUUCACACUGGAGAAAAGCCUUUUAAGUGCAACGAAUGUGGGAGAUUCUUCAGUGAGAAUUCCAGCCUCGUUAAACACCAGAGGGUUCACACUGGAGUGAGACCUUAUGAGUGCAGGGAAUGUGGGAAAUUUUUUCGCCACAGCUCCAGCCUUGUUAAACACCGGAGGAUUCACACUGGAGAAAUGCCUUAUGAGUGCAGUAAUUGUGGGAAAUCCUUUAGCCAGCGUUUCAACCUCAUUCAACACCAGAAAGUUCACAGUGGAGAAAGGUCUUGAAUGCAACUAAUGUAGAAAAGCCUUUUACCAAAGGUCUGCUCUGAUUCAGCAGUGGAAGCUUCAGUCCAGAUAGGCUGAUGAAUACAGUCAAUGUGAAGAGUCUUUUGGCUUCAGCCACAGACUUAACCUUGUUGGGCAUCAGAAUGUUCACACUGGAGAGAAGCUUUAGGAGUGCAGUGCACGUGUGGUCUCACGGGCAUCCUAACUUCAGACAGAGGAGCUCUGCAUGUAGCCUUCAUGAGGGAGCCACAGUGGACCAUCACUCAUCCGGCUAUGCUGACAUACUGCCUCCUGAGAAGGUCGGCCUCUGCCUCGGAGCUCCAGGAAGAGGGAGUCCCGUGUUCCUGGAUGUAUCCAUUU
Molecule: messenger RNA, 1947 nt
Organism: Acinonyx jubatus (cheetah)
Lineage: Eukaryota; Metazoa; Chordata; Mammalia; Carnivora; Felidae
Product: zinc finger protein 773-like
Exons: 4
Coding region: 232-1587 (451 amino acids)
Biological process (GO): regulation of DNA-templated transcription
Source: RefSeq, a predicted model, not a curated record